AAACAGGCUGAGGUGGAACAGAGAAUUUGAACCGAAUGCGGAUCAUCGGAUGGCGGCCGUCUAAGCUAGAGCGCUAGGCUGUCGCCACUCGCCAGUCGCGAGCUACGAGUCUACGACACGAUGUCGUCGGAGAAGCUCGUGCUGCUCGCGCAAGACGGCAAGACGAUAUCCCUGGCCGUAAUCCCCGCGGCCGCGUCGUCAGAGGCAACGGCCACUUUCCGGCUCAUCGUCGAGCAGAGGUACCGCAGCGGCGGUGCGGGAGGCGACGCCAACGAGGUCGACAAAAUAGAGGACGUGGUGUGCCGCGUCGCCGUCGGCGAGCUGUGCGCGGCGGCGGUCGACCGCGCGUUCGAGGACCUGGUGGCCAGGCUCGAGCACCCGACGCUGCGACCGGAGGUCGCAACGUCGGCGAGGGACGCGACCGCGCGCGUCCGGGCGAGGUAUGCGGAAGAGGGGGCUCAGCUCAGCGGCGUCGAGUUCGUCAACUCGUUCAAGACGGACAGCGAGGAGACUGGGAGCGACCUGGAGCUCGACGAGGAAUCCUGGGCGCACGGCUGGCGCAGCGGCAGUGACUGCCAGUAUGACCAGGACCCGGCCGCCCUCAUCAGCGACGACGAAGACGGCGCCCAGUUCUCGGCGCGGCCGUACGAUGGCGCCCUCGCUCGGGAGGGCGGGCCGAGCGACGGGACGCUGCUGUUAUCGGGAUUCCAGGCGCGCUCCGACGGCCCCGAGCUCGCAGAUCAACACGAGCUGACGCCGCGGGACGUGCAACGCCUCGUGCGCCUCGCGUUCGACGGGGGCGACGUGGACAGUGACGACGCGUACCAGCGGGCGCUGGACGGCGGCGCACCAGUGUCUCGUGUCACGCGCGCCGUCGUGCUCGACCAGGGGUUGCGUUCGGCGACGGCUAGACAGCAGCAGCCAACGCCGCCAAGCGGGAUGCCGCCUCGGAUGCGCACCGGAUGGUGGUGAGUGAUGACGCACGCACGGCUACACAAACUGACAAACAGCAGCAGCGAUGGGUUUCUUACUUUCUUUUGAGCUUCGCAGCGAUGGGUAAUGUGUUUGCGUAGUUUCAAUGCUGGAGCUGUUUUUUCUCAUCAGUUUUCGUAUUCGGAUCAGCUGCUAUCGGAAUCAUCAUUUGAAUUUCUCUA
This is a messenger RNA of Zea mays, 1154 nucleotides long. RefSeq lists its product as uncharacterized. The coding region runs from base 121 to 972 and encodes 283 amino acids. Lineage: Eukaryota; Viridiplantae; Streptophyta; Magnoliopsida; Poales; Poaceae. The record is from RefSeq and is marked predicted. The transcript has a single exon.